CUUUGUCUGGAGGCAAUGCAAUAUCGUUCGACGCUAUACUCUGCGCAUACACAGACAUCGCGUGUGUAUGCGAUAUACCCGUUGUAUUGUAUAUAGUCAUGUCUGAAGACUUGUCUGUCUUUAUAAAUCGCGUCUUAAUGUAUUUCAUCCCAAAAGCACAAAACUCAUCAAAUUACAUCAAAAUAAGAUAAUAUUUGGACUAGAAAGUGAUCAAAGAAGUCUGCUAGCAGAUAUCAGUGAGCAGAAUGGAAUCAUCUGGCCCCGCGGAGAAGGAUAUUAAAGAGGAAUGUGUUGAAGUUGUUUCUGAAAUCGACGCAGAGUCUGUGGUGACUGUUGAAAUGGCUGAAAUGGCUGAGGCGUCCAUGUUCAUGUCGGGCGAGGACGAAGUGGGCUCUGAUAACAGCGGCGUCUACAUGACCGACACACAACAAGAUACAUUAGCUGGUGGUAGUAACGACACGGUUGUUAUUCUAGAUAGGAGGGAAGUAAAUAUGAACAAACCUGAGAGAGAAACGAUCUUAUCCCUGAUCGAAAUGGUUAGGAAUCAGCCAGAAAUAUGGGACCAUACCAACGGGGCUUAUAGGGAACCACACUGGAGACGAAGAACAUUCCGCAAGAUUGCCGAAGUGCUCGGAUGGCCUACGGAAGACGUCGUCAAGAAAUACAACAAUCUUCGAACAUACUAUACGAAAGAGGUGAUCAAACAGAAGAGAUCCCCCACCUAUCGUUCUAAGUGGCCCUACUUCAACCAGCUGGAUUCUUUUCUUCGCAGAACCAUCCACAAGCGACCUGCAAAAGUAACAACGGCAAACAAAUGGGCACGACUUGCUGGAAGGACUACUCCUGGUCAGGACAACAGUAUCCAGAUACAUGGAGCUGCAGGGUUAAGAAGAAACAUAAGACCGCGGAGUAACUUUAAUAGAGUGGCAGCAACAGUGUCGACACCUCCCGUGGAAACGUCAUCGAACCAAUUAAUCAUGCCUUCAAUUGGAUCUUCCAUGGGAGGUUCACAGGCAAACCAAGUAACCAUCUCACAUGUGCGAACUUUAAACUCAAGGCAGCAGCAAACCCAACAAGCAUCCAACAGACCAAUAUCAAUUCCUUCUACGUUACCAGCGAUACAACCGAGACCUUUGCCAACGCAACUUCAUCAGAUCCAGUCCCAACUCAAAAAUCAACCACAGCAGUCGCAGCUGCAACAAAGGCCGAAGUCCCCGCCAAACACAGCAGCUCAAGUAACAGUUAUUAACCCCAACCAGCAAAGCUCUAGCUCGUUGCCAUCCCAAUCAUCGGGACAAUCUGUGACAGAGGGCACUGAUGCCAUCUUUGGCAGGCUGAUCAGUAGUCAGUUGGCCAAGAUUCCAGAAGGGCAGAAGAAGGAGCAGCUGAAGAUUAAAGUCAUGCAACUGCUGGUGGGAGCCAUGUUUGACGAAGAGCAAUCGUGAUCUUGAGAAACAGACGUAUAUUUGGGAGCGAUCUUCCUCUUGUCUCCUGGUUUUACUACCUUGCGGACCUUAUACUGCACCUUUAGUUAUGACUUGCGAUGCCAUGUUUAUUGCACAGAUUUUAAUCUUGUCAACGGGUUAAAGAACGAAGCAGGUAGGGCCGAUCGUGAAACCACUCUCCGAGAAAAGCAAAAAUCAACUUUGAACCUUUAAGUUUGUGACCCAAGCAAUGCCACAUUAGAGCACCUUUCUGGUCUUUGAGCACCACAGGUACAUAAUACACUUCCUGAACAUUACUGAUGGUGUAAACUAAAAGGUGCUCCCGAAUGUCAUUAGAUUCCAUUCUCAAAUUUAUUUAUUCUGACUGUCGGUCUAAUCUUUGUAACUGAACUGUUUGCCUAGAUGAAUCGACCUCAAUAAAUUUUUCUUGUGACAAGAGUUGUCACAUCGAGUUUUGAAAGAUUUGUGAUCAGUCAAAAAUGGAUCCUUUGAGGAUGACUCAAUUUGAGCUACUAUAUCAAAUAAUUAUUUGCACUGAUAAACUUGCUCUUUGCCAACGAGAUACAAGGAUUUCCAUAGCUUAUAUCAAUUGUCAAUGAAAAUCACUAUCCAAUCUUUUUUGAAGUAUAUUGGCGGAGAUCAUUUUCCUUUUUUUUCCUAAAACGUCGCUAAAAGACUUUUCAAAGAGAGUUUUAUUAUUUGUUUGUUAUCGUAAUUUUCUUGUUUCCCAUGUUACUGCCUUAUUUUGUGUAAUACAUUUAUCUACUGAGACGAUAUUCAUAAUAUUCGUUUAUGUUAACUUUUAUUGUUUUGUUUACUGAAAAGGGAAAAUGAAAUAGACAUUAUAUAAAACUUGAAAUGACAUCGCCAAAACUCAACCUCAAUGCCAAACGACCUAUCAUAUUUUUGAAUAAAGCGAAUGAGGAGAAACAUAAUGUAGCUACAAACAUAGUGAAUGGGUUGAAGUAUGUUUUAAGAGAGAAGGGAGAAGAGAGGGGAUCCCGGGUAGGAGAAAAGAAAAAAGAGGGAAUGGAGGAGUGACUACCAUGCGUACCCCAAACCAUCAAUGCUUACAAAGUCCAUGAACAUUUUUUAUGAUAUUACUAUAGGUCCCAGGUCAGUAUGGGGGGUUUUCCCAUUUCUCCCGACCAGUUUUUCCUCGGCAAUAACCGAUACCAAGUUCCUGUUUUAAUCACAAUGUCGCGUGUAAUCCUUCCCCGAAACUCUUGUCUUUAAUGUCCCCACAAUUCAACGUUUGGACAAUAAAAUUAACGAGUGGUUCUCGUAUCCAGAUACUCA
Lytechinus variegatus (green sea urchin) is the source of this 2744-nucleotide messenger RNA. RefSeq lists its product as uncharacterized. The record is from RefSeq and is a predicted model, not a curated record. Gene Ontology annotation, cellular component: transcription regulator complex; nucleus. The transcript is spliced from 3 exons. Gene Ontology annotation, biological process: regulation of transcription by RNA polymerase II. Lineage: Eukaryota; Metazoa; Echinodermata; Echinoidea; Temnopleuroida; Toxopneustidae. The coding region runs from base 246 to 1445 and encodes 399 amino acids.